GAGUAAGACACUCUCGACGUCACUCCACUGUCCCUUGGAAUUGAGACCGCUGGUGGUGUCAUGACCGUACUCAUCAAGCGUAACACCACUAUCCCAACCAAACAGACUCAGACUUUCACCACAUAUUCUGACAACCAGCCUGGUGUGCUGAUUCAGGUCUAUGAGGGUGAGCGUGCAAUGACCAAGGAUAACAACUUACUGGGCAAGUUUGAGCUCACUGGAAUCCCACCCGCACCCCGUGGUGUUCCUCAGAUUGAGGUCACUUUUGACAUUGAUGCCAAUGGCAUCAUGAAUGUGUCUGCUGUCGAUAAGAGCACUGGCAAGGAGAACAAGAUCACCAUCACCAAUGACAAGGGUCGUCUCAGCAAGGAGGACAUUGAGCGCAUGGUGCAGGAGGCGGAGAAGUACAAGGCUGAAGAUGAUGUGCAGCGUGACAAGGUGUCUUCAAAGAAUGGUCUGGAGUCCUACGCCUUCAACACGAAGUCCACCGUUGAGGAUGAGAAACUAAAGGGCAAGAUCAGUGACGAGGACAAACAGAAGAUCCUUGACAAGUGCAAUGAAGUCAUCAGCUGGCUUGACAAGAACCAGACUGCUGAGAAGGAAGAAUUUGAGCACCAGCAGAAAGAGCUGGAGAAGGCGUGCAACCCCAUCAUCACCAAGCUGUAUCAGAGCGCUGGAGGCAUGCCAGGUGGAAUGCCUGAUGGUAUGCCUGGUGGCUUCCCAGGAGCUGGUGCUGCUCCCGGAGGUGGAUCCUCUGGCCCAACCAUCGAGGAGGUUGACUAAGCCAUUCCAAAGCCACUAUGCUACCUCCAUAGUAAUGUGUACUGUUGCCCUCUGUAGUUGGACUCUAAAAUUUGUUACAGUUCUGUGAAGGUUUAGAUGACUUCAACUUACAGAGAGACUGUUGCAAUUAAUAAAAGGGGGGGGAUAAGGGAUCACUUAUUUCAGAUCACAGGGAAGAGACUUUCUAUGUUGUACAACCUAUUUAUGGGCUUGUGAAAUAUGUAUUUCAUAAGCCUUUUCCAACUGUCUCUAUGCUUUGAAAUAAAUGCAUAAAGUUGA
Messenger RNA from Myxocyprinus asiaticus (Chinese sucker), 1062 nucleotides. Its product is annotated as heat shock cognate 71 kDa protein-like. Gene Ontology annotation, biological process: cellular response to unfolded protein; protein refolding; vesicle-mediated transport. The coding region runs from base 61 to 783 and encodes 240 amino acids. The record is from RefSeq and is a predicted model, not a curated record. NCBI's taxonomy places the organism in Eukaryota, Metazoa, Chordata, Actinopteri, Cypriniformes, Catostomidae. The transcript has a single exon. Gene Ontology annotation, cellular component: cytosol; plasma membrane; nucleus. Gene Ontology annotation, molecular function: ATP hydrolysis activity; misfolded protein binding; ATP binding.